Molecule: messenger RNA, 2009 nt
Organism: Myripristis murdjan (pinecone soldierfish)
Lineage: Eukaryota; Metazoa; Chordata; Actinopteri; Holocentriformes; Holocentridae
Gene: gnb5b
Product: guanine nucleotide binding protein (G protein), beta 5b
Exons: 13
Coding region: 138-1325 (395 amino acids)
Biological process (GO): signal transduction
Molecular function (GO): protein binding
Source: RefSeq, a predicted model, not a curated record
GAAGCUUAGUGUUCCCUCUCUGUCACGCACCUCCAAUCCUCUUCACUGCAAAACACAAUUUGGUCCUUCAGGCACAAAUAACUACUGUGCAGUGGGAAAUUUUCUUUUGUGAGGUGUGUAGUUGAUCAGCUGCAGCCAUGUGUGACCAGACGUUCAUGGCCAUUACUUUUGGCCCCUGCGACAACUGCAGCACCACCAGCCCUCUGAUGAACAUCUACAUCAAGAAUGAGCCCACCAACUACUGCUCCUUCUGUGUGGAGAUGAUGGCGUGUCAGGGGCUGCUGAAGGGAGAGACCCUGGCGUCGCUGAAGAACGAGAGCGAGAGUUUGAAGAAGAAGCUGGAGGAGGAGCGGGCCAAGCUGCACGACGUGGAGUUGCACCAGGUGGCUGAAAAGAUUGAGGUGGUGAGUGCUCUCUCCAUAAAGACCAGACGCGUCCUGAAGGGCCAUGGGAACAAGGUGCUGUGUAUGGACUGGUGCAAAGACAAACGCCGUCUUGUCAGCUCUUCACAGGACGGAAAAGUGAUCGUUUGGGAUGGUUUCACCCUUAACAAGGAGCAUGCUGUCCCCAUGCCAUGCACAUGGGUUAUGGCCUGUGCUUAUGCCCCCUCAGGCUGUGCUAUAGCGUGUGGUGGGUUGGAUAACAAGUGCUCGGUCUACCCGCUGUCACUGGACAAGAACGAGAACCUGGCUGCUAAGAAGAAGUCGGUUGCCAUGCACACCAACUACCUAUCAGGAUGCACCUUUACCAACUCUGACAUGCAGAUCUUGACAUCAAGUGGUGAUGGUACAUGUGCUUUGUGGGACGUGGAGAGCGGGCAGCUGCUGCAGAGUUUCCACGGUCACACCGCUGAUGUGCUGUCCCUGGACCUGGCCCCGUCUGAGACCGGAAACACCUUUGUCUCUGGGGGCUGUGACAAGAAGGCCAAUGUAUGGGACAUGCGCUCUGGGCAGAACGUUCAGUCCUUUGAGACCCACGAGUCUGACAUCAACUGUGUGAAGUACUACCCCAGUGGAGAUGCGUUUGCCUCUGCCUCUGAUGACGCCACAUGCCGUCUGUAUGAUCUCCGUGCUGACCGUGAGGUGGCGGUCUACCAGAAGGACAGUAUCAUCUUUGGUGUUUCCAGUUUGGACUUCUCUCUGAGUGGGCGCCUGCUCUUCGGCGGCUAUAAUGACUACACCAUUAACAUAUGGGACGUGUUGAAGGGGAAUCGCGUCUCCAUGCUGUUUGGCCAUGAGAACCGCGUCAGCACUGUCAAGGUGUCACCUGACGGCACCUCAGUCUGCUCGGCCUCAUGGGACAACACUCUACGGAUUUGGGCCUAAAGCUUACAUCACUGUUGUGAUCCGAUCCAGCAAUUGGAUUUUGGGCUACAUGAUGGCACCAGAAGACUGUGACCGCCAACACAGCAUGACUCUGUCUGAGAUCAGCAGCGCUGUCGGAGUGUGUUUACGCCACCCUUCAGUCUGACACACACACACACACACACACACACAGAAGCACAAAGCCUAGCUCAUCUAAGUCAUUAUAUCCUAAGAAUGUAGGUUUGACACCAGUAACACAGGGAAUGCAUCUAUUUGAACAGUCGCUUAUCAUGUUUGUAUUGUUAAACUUUGUUAUUUUUAGCUGGACAACUGAUAUCAUAUUAUUAUAUUAGAAUAAAUGUUAUUGAUGAUAUGGUAAUGUUAGCAGCUGCUCUGUAAUGUAGACCUGUGGACUAUUAUACCGACUGCCUUGCACAGUAUUUCACUGCCACUCUACUGCUUACUCUCCCCUGAAGACUGUUAUUAGAAGACAAAGUGUGUGACAGGUGCAUUUGUCCACAGGUGUACAUUUACACAGUGUUACUUCUGCUCUGGCACUCUGCCAUAGUCUACUUUAUGUCCUGAUCAUCCAAAGAAAGCAAGACAACAGUCAAUGUACCCACCUGUUUUUCUUUUGUCAGAUUAUUUUAACCUUGACAUCCCAAGUCACCUCCUGUAAAGAAAAAUAAAUAAGAUUUGAAGUAA